AUGUCAUCAGGGUCGUGCAAUGACGCAUGCAAAGCGGGUGGGUACUGGGUCUCGGGUUUACAUGCAACCAAGUGUUUAUGCGGUUAUGCCUACCCACCUGACAUCGAUGUCGUCGACGACAAGAACUGCAACUAUCCCUGCUUGUAUUACGACUUAGAAGCCUGUGGGGGAGUUAACAGCCCUGGUUACUGGUCCGUAUUCAACCUUGGCGUCAACGUCGAUGCUGUCGCUUAUGAGAAACCACCGACAACUUCUUCGCAGCUUCCGAAGCCGACUUCGACAAACGCGAGUAUGCAGCUUUCCUCGUCUAACAACCCUGUCAACGAGUCUCAGGUGCCGACCAAAUUGCCAGAUUCGGCCAAGGCUAAUACCCCUAACACUGCCAGCAUCGUCGCAGGCGUCAUCGUUGGCGUUGUAGGUGCUUCAGCAGUCCUGGGUGGCAUUUUUCUGCUGAGACGGAAGCGUAAUGCUGAGCAUGAGAAGCGUCGCCAUCGACCCGCAGUAUCCAACGACCAUAUCGGCAGCUCAAGCUCCCUGGGAGCCAGUGGCAUUAAUGGUAUCACUUCCAAACCCGACGCUCGCCUUGACCCCGCCAUGGCUCAUCGCAGAGUAAGCGACGGCAGUAUCGAUGACAGCAAAGACUAUUCACACAAGAUUCUUCGGGUCAUGAAUCCCUGA
Molecule: messenger RNA, 678 nt
Organism: Pochonia chlamydosporia 170
Lineage: Eukaryota; Fungi; Ascomycota; Sordariomycetes; Hypocreales; Clavicipitaceae
Product: WSC domain-containing protein
Exons: 2
Coding region: 1-678 (225 amino acids)
Source: RefSeq, a predicted model, not a curated record